AUGAUGAUCUUCAUCAGCUGGUACUGCAAGAACAUCAACAGAGCUGAAGCAGAACAUUUGCUUAGACAAGAGGGGAAGGACGGAGGGUUUGUGGUCAGGAGCUCCAGUCAGCCCAGCAGCUACACCGUCUCUGUUUACACACACAGUUCAGUUAAAGGGGAGGUGAGGCACUACCAGAUCAAGCAGACAGACGUGGCUCAGUUCUUCUUAGCAGAGAAUCACGUGUUCGGCUCUAUUCCUGAACUCAUCAACUACCACAGACACAACGCAGCAGGGCUGGUUUCCAGAUUGCGAUAUCCCAUCGGCCCCAUGGGCACAUGUCUGCCGGCCACAGCGGGAUAUAAAUGGGAGAUCAACCCGUCGGAGCUGACCUUCAUGAAGGAGCUGGGCAGUGGUCAGUUUGGAGUGGUGCGACUGGGCAAAUGGAGAGCGCAGCAUAAAGUGGCCAUUAAAACCAUCAAUGAAGGAGCCAUGAGUGAAGAUGAUUUCAUAGAGGAAGCCAAGAUCAUGACGUAA
This is a messenger RNA of Sinocyclocheilus anshuiensis, 516 nucleotides long. Its product is annotated as tyrosine-protein kinase TXK-like. The coding region runs from base 1 to 516 and encodes 171 amino acids. The transcript is spliced from 5 exons. The record is from RefSeq and is a predicted model, not a curated record. Gene Ontology annotation, molecular function: ATP binding; protein kinase activity. NCBI's taxonomy places the organism in Eukaryota, Metazoa, Chordata, Actinopteri, Cypriniformes, Cyprinidae. Gene Ontology annotation, biological process: protein phosphorylation.